Quercus robur (English oak) is the source of this 1107-nucleotide messenger RNA. RefSeq names its product zinc finger BED domain-containing protein RICESLEEPER 3-like. Gene Ontology annotation, molecular function: DNA binding. The record is from RefSeq and is a predicted model, not a curated record. Lineage: Eukaryota; Viridiplantae; Streptophyta; Magnoliopsida; Fagales; Fagaceae. Bases 1 to 1107 code for a protein of 368 amino acids. The transcript is spliced from 2 exons.
AUGACUUCAAGUGAAAACAAUGGUAGCUCCAAUCCAUCUAUCACACCCAUUGGCAACCAACAAUCUCCAAUGAUGGUAGAUGAAGAUAAUACGACUCCUUGUUCAACUUCGUUGGAUAGGCCAGAAGAUGCCCAAGCCCAACCUAACAAUGAGAUAAUUGAGGAACGAGGGAGGUUGAAAUCAGUUGUGUGGAAUCAUUUUAAGAAAAGGAAAGUUGAUGGGAAAGACAAAGCUAAGUGCAACUAUUGUACAAGAUUACUUGUAGGGGGGUCUAAAAAUGGUACUAAACAUUUGCAUGACCACAUAAAAAUAUGUCCUAGGAAAAAGUUUAAGAACAAUAGGGAUAUGAAACAAAAAAUUUUGGUGAGGGAUCAACAUAAUGUGGACUCAAUGGCAAGUGUGAAUGCUUAUCAUUUUGAUCAAGAUGAAUCAAGAAAAGAACUCGCACGUAUGAUCAUCUUGCAUGAGUAUCCCCUUUCUAUAGUUGAUCACAUUGGCUUUAGAAGAUAUUCAACUUCUCUUCAACCAUUGUUCAAGAUGGUUUGUAGGAACACAAUCAAGGACAUUAUGAGCAUCUAUGAUCAUGAAAGGGAGAAAUCAAUGCAUGAAAUAGAAAAGAAUCGAAGUAAAAUUGCUAUUACCACUAAUAUGUGGACUUCACAAAACAAAAAGUUUAUUUAUGUGUCAUCUCCACAUACAAAGGAAGUGUUUUAUGAUGUCCUUUUACAAACCUUGUUGGAAUGGAACAUUGAUAGGAAGUUAUCUACUAUGACAGUGGACAAUUGUAGUACCAAUGAUGCAGUUAUAAAUAUUAUACUAGACAAGCUUCAACGUAGUACCCUUGUUAUGCGUGGAUCAAUGUUGCAUAUGCGUUGUGCAGCACAUGUUCUUAAUUUGAUUGUUCAGGAUGGUUUGAAUGUUAUUGGAUCAUGCAUUGAGAAGGUUCAUGAGAGUGUGGGAUUUUGGACUGGAUCAACAAAAAGAAGGCAACGAUUUACAGAUACGGCUCGACAAUUACAUGUUGAAUGUACCAAAGAACUAGACCUUGAUUGUAAGACUCGCUGGAACUCUACCUAUCUUAUGCUUUCUACUGCUAUAGAGUAUUGA